CACUUCAAUUAUCUAUGAUCGCAAGGACUGAUGGGUCUCUCAACGAAUGAAUCGUUUUCUCCUCCAAACUUGUACAAGGAACGACUCUUUCUCUACUAUUUCCAAACCCCUCUCUGGGGGACUGCUAAUAGCCUCAAAUCAUAGCUCUUCUUCUUCUCGUGGAUUGGCCAAGAAACCAGAGGGUAGGACCUUGGACAAGGCCUUGAGAAUAUUACAUCUCAUAACUCCCAAACCUUCUUCUUCUGUCACUGAAAAACAUCGAAACCAUCUUCGGCUAAUCCAAGCUUGCAUGCAGGAUUUAUCACAAGCAGGCACGGAUCAAUGCUUCCCUGUAAAAUUGGUCGGUGAUGACUACAGUUUAGAUUCAGCUUCAACAGAGGCAUUCCCAAACAUGUUUGAUGAAAGUUUCGACUAUGAUGUUUCUUGGGCUAAGGCCUUGCAUAAGGACGAAGGUUCUCUAUCUCUGUUUCUCUCAAUGCACAAAGGAGCAAGUAGAGAAGCCGACGAGAGUACGCUUUCCUGGGCUUUGAGUUCAUGUGGUGCUGCACGGGCUCUCCGUCUUGGUAUUCAGCUUCAUUCCUUGGCGAUCAAAACUGGGUUCUAUAUGUAUAUUUACGUUGGAAGUGCUCUGGUUAGUUCAUACGGUAAGUGUGGGAGGCUGGACGAUGCAUAUCGGGCGUUCGAAGAAAUGCCUGUAAAGAACGUAGUUUCAUGGACUGCAAUUAUUGAUGGCUUUGCACAUCACUUGCUAGUUGAGAUGUGUAUGCAGCUCUACCACCAAAUGAGACGUUUCAACUUGAAACCGAAUGAUUUCACUUUCGUCAGCCUGCUACGUGCUUGCACCGGUUCUGGCUCUCUCGGAAAUGGUAGAACUGCUCACUGUCAAACAAUUCAUAUGGGUUUCUGCUGGCAUGUCCACGUUGCCAAUGCUUUGAUCUCGAUGUACUCCAAGUGUGGGAAUAUCAAAGAAGCGUUUUAUGUCUUUGAAGAGAUGCAAGCAAGAGAUAUCAUUUCAUGGAACUCCAUGAUUGCUGGCUACGCCCAGCAUGGGCUUGCGGAGCCGGCUAUCAGCCUUCUUACAGAGAUGGAGCAACAGAAAAUCCAGCCUGAUGCCAUUACUUUCCUCGGUGUUCUCUCCUCAUGUCGUCAUGUGGGUCUUGUAGAACAGGGCCGUCUCUACUUCAAUUCCAUGCUUGAACAUGGUGUCAAGCCAGAUUUAGACCAUUAUUCAUGCAUUGUGGAUCUUCUUGGCCGGGCUGGAUUUCUUGAAGAAGCUCAAGAGUUUGUCCAGAAGAUGCCUAUACGUCCCAAUGCUGUUAUAUGGGGCUCUUUGCUUUCUUCUUCUAGACUUCAUGGGAACGUCUGGGUAGGAAUUCAGGCUGCAGAGAGCAGGCUUUUGUUGGAACCAGGUUGCGCUGCGACUCAUGUACAGUUGGCGAAUUUGUAUGCUAGUGUGGGUUACUGGGAUGAGGCAGCCAGAGUAAGGAAGCUAAUGAAGGAUAGAGGGUUGAAAACUAAUCCUGGGUAUAGUUGGAUUGAGAUUGGAACUGAAGUUCAUAGAUUUAAAGCAGAAGACAAGUCCAACACCAGAGUAAUGGAGGUUUUGGCCGUGGUGGAUAGUUUGGGGGACCAUAUGAGGAGUCUAGGCUAUGAACCUGUAGUAAUACAUGAGGAGAGAGACCAAUGAGGUAUAUAUUGCUAAGUGGUUUUAAUUUU
Telopea speciosissima is the source of this 1716-nucleotide messenger RNA. Its product is annotated as pentatricopeptide repeat-containing protein At2g37320. The transcript has a single exon. The record is from RefSeq and is a predicted model, not a curated record. The coding region runs from base 47 to 1687 and encodes 546 amino acids. Gene Ontology annotation, molecular function: protein binding; RNA binding. Lineage: Eukaryota; Viridiplantae; Streptophyta; Magnoliopsida; Proteales; Proteaceae. Gene Ontology annotation, biological process: RNA modification.